Messenger RNA from Zingiber officinale, 1140 nucleotides. RefSeq names its product putative aldehyde oxidase-like protein. Gene Ontology annotation, molecular function: oxidoreductase activity; iron ion binding. NCBI's taxonomy places the organism in Eukaryota, Viridiplantae, Streptophyta, Magnoliopsida, Zingiberales, Zingiberaceae. The record is from RefSeq and is a predicted model, not a curated record. The transcript is spliced from 4 exons. The coding region runs from base 1 to 1140 and encodes 379 amino acids.
AUGGUAGGAGGAAGGCAUCCAAUGAAAAUAACCUAUUCUGUGGGUUUUAAAUCCGAUGGAAAGAUUACGGCCUUGUACUUGAAUUUGUUGGUAAAUGCAGGCAUAUCAGAGGAUUAUAGUCCACUUAUUUCACAUGCCAUUAUAACUUGUCUAAAAAAAUACAACUGGGGUGCUCUCGCUUUUGAUAUUAAACUAUGCAAGAUGAAUCUUACAAGUAAAUCAUCGAUGCGAGCACCAGGGCAGGUACAGGGAUCUUACAUUGCUGAAGCUAUUAUUGACCGUGUAGCAUCUUUCCUGUCCUUGGAUGUCGAUGUUGUGAGAAAAAGAAAUUUGCAUACAUAUGAAAGCCUGAAGUUUUUUUAUGGAAGUAGCAGUGGAGAAGCUCCGGAAUAUACUUUACCUGCUAUAGUUGAUGAGUUGUUUACAUCUGCAAGCUACUUCAAUCGUCUUGAAAUGGUAUUGCAUUUCAAUAGUUGCAACAAAUGGAAAAAACGAGGGAUUUCUUGGGUACCAAUUGUAUAUGAAGUGGAACCAAUGCCAACACCAGGGAAAGUAUCCAUUCUAAAUGAUGGUUCAAUUGUUGUUGAAGUCGGAGGAAUUGAAAUAGGCCAGGGACUGUGGACAAAGGUGAAGCAAAUGGCUGCAUUCGGUCUUGAACAGCUAUGGGAUGAAGAGAAAAAAUAUCUUUUGGAUAGGGUUAGAAUCAUUCAAGCAGAUACUCUGAGUUUGGUUCAGGGAGGUUUAACUGCUGGAAGCACCAAAUCUGAAGCAAGCUGCGAAGCAGUUCGUCUAGCAUGCUCUAUUCUAGUCAGCAGAUUAAAGCCUCUUAAGCAAAGUUUGGAAGAGCAAAUGGGAUCAAUUUCAUGGGACACCCUUAUUACCCAGGCAAAUUUGCAAUAUGUGAACUUAUCAGCGAGUACAUUUUGGGUUGCUGACGAUACUUCAUCAUAUCUAAAUUAUGGGGCUGCUAUAAGCGAGGUAGAAAUUGAUGUUCUCACUGGAGCUACUACGAUAUUGAGAGCAGACCUUACAUAUGACUGCGGACAGAGCUUGAGUCCUGCCGUGGAUCUAGGACAGGUUGAAGGGUCUUUUGUUCAAGGAAUUGGAUUUUUUGUCCUAUUGAUUUUGUUCAAUAUAUAA